Megalobrama amblycephala (Wuchang bream) is the source of this 1397-nucleotide messenger RNA. RefSeq names its product zinc finger protein OZF-like. The transcript is spliced from 6 exons. The record is from RefSeq and is a predicted model, not a curated record. NCBI's taxonomy places the organism in Eukaryota, Metazoa, Chordata, Actinopteri, Cypriniformes, Xenocyprididae. The coding region runs from base 219 to 1397 and encodes 392 amino acids. Gene Ontology annotation, biological process: regulation of DNA-templated transcription. Gene Ontology annotation, molecular function: RNA polymerase II cis-regulatory region sequence-specific DNA binding; DNA-binding transcription factor activity, RNA polymerase II-specific.
AUGAUUCAGUGAAUCACGACACGUGCUGCUCAAACAGUGAACAUGAACGAGAACAACAAACACUAACAAACUAACUAAUCAUGUUUUCAUCAGUUAUAAAUGCCUAAAUAUUAAGUUUGUUCAUUUGCAGCGUUAGUUUUUAGAGAUUUUUGUCUAACCGGGUCAUUAGGCCAAUAACUAUAGUUAAUAGGCUAUAAUUAAUUAUUCUCUUAUUAAAGAUGGCGUUCAUUAAAGAGGAGACUGAAGACAUGAAGAUGGUGAUUAUUAAAGAUGAGACUGAAGACAUGAAGAUUGAUUUUAUUAAAGAUGAGACUGAAGACAUGAAGACUGAAGAAACAGUCAGUGUGAAACAUGAAGACACUGAGGAACAAACAGACCUAAUGGCACUGAAAGAGGUGAGUCAUGAAGAAAAAGGAGCUCAAAAGACAGAAACUAAAAGUUAUUUCACCAGCCAACAGUGUGGAAAGAAUUUUAAUCAACAUAGAAACCUUCAAGUCCACUUGAGAGUUCACACUAGAGAGAGUCCCUUUACACUUGUCACUUGCCAACAGUGUGGAAAGAGUUUCACACAAAAAGGAAGCCUUAAAGUCCACAUGAGAAUUCACACUGGAGAAAAGCCUUACACCUGCCAACAAUGUGGACAGAGUUUUAGUCAUAAAGGUAACCUUAUAGCCCACAUCAGAAUUCACGUUGGAGGGAACCUAUUCACUUGCAAACAGUGUGGAAAGAGUUUCAGAAGAAAAGGAAGCCUUAAAGCCCACAUUAGAAUUCACACUGGAGAAAAGCCUUACACCUGCAAACAGUGUGGAAAGAGUUUCAGAAGAAAAGGAAACCUUACAGCCCACAUGAGAAUUCACACUGGAGAAAAGCCUCAUACCUGUCAAGAGUGUGGAAAGAGUUUCAGUCGAAAAGAAAACCUUACAGUCCACAUGAGAAUUCACAGUGGAGAGAACCCAUUCACCUGCCAACAGAGAAGGUUAGUGCUAAGACUCAAUGCCAAGAAAAGUGUGCUUCUUCCAGCUCAAACUACCAUCUACUUAGGGGUAGUCUGGGAUUCCACCACGAUGCAGGCACGUCUGUCUCUUGCUCGGAGGCUGAGGCCUUGUGUGCGUACAAGAACUCUGGACUGGGACUUUGCUAUUGUGUUGGAAGGGGUAGCUGAGGCUCCAUUUGAACCAUUAGAGGAGGUGUCUGAGAGAUUCCUCACUCUUAAAAAUCUUCCUGUUGGUUUCAAAGAAGACUACGAUAUCCACUGCACAAGAGACACAACUAUAGAUGUGACCAGCAGCAUUAACUUCACCCACAGACCACCACAACAGACUCAACCAAACAUUGCAGAUAUAGACAAGAUGCCAAACCACAAAUCAGCCUCUGGAGGCUUCCAGCAGCUCCUCUAA